AUGGCUACUGUUCCCAGUGGUUCUAAACAACCCGUUUGCGUUCCUGAUAAUGUUACCGGCAAUAAGGUGGUACAUUGGAAAAUACACCGUCGACAACUUGUUAACCCAUCGGUUUCUAUCUGUGAACUUGUUGAUGACACAUCUGAUAAGAUAGACAUUAAAGCUCCUGGCUAUGGUUGGGUAACAAAGAUGAAAGAUGAAGGUACCACAGUUGCUCCUGGGUGUGUCCUAUUCAACUUCCUACCAUGCACACAUCAUGUUGUGAUGAAAGAUUUGUGUGCAGAGUGUGGUGCGAAUUUACGUAGAGAAGGGGGUAUAUCAGGUGAGAGAAUUACUGAUGCAAGUGCUAGUAUACCAAUGGUACAUGCAAUCCCAGAACUUCACGUCAGUGAAACAGUUGCCGAUGAAAUUGCUCUACAGGAUCAACAAAGUUUAUUAGCUGCUCGUAAACUUGUUUUACUGGUUGAUCUUGAUCAAACAAUCAUACAUACAACUAAUGAUCCACAGGCUUUUAAAUAUAAAAAUGUACAUCGAUAUCGUUUACCAGGAUCACCACUUGUUUAUCAUACACGUUUAAGACCUCAUUUAGAAAAAGUUUUAGAUUGUCUUAGUCAAUAUUAUCAAAUGCAUAUUUGCACAUUUGGUAAUCGUGUCUAUGCGCAUCAACUUGCGUCAAUGAUUGAUCCAAAGCGUAGAUAUUUUUCACAACGUAUUCUAUCACGAGAUGAAUUUUUUAAUCCAGUUACAAAGUCAGCAAAUUUAAAAGCAUUAUUUCCUCGUGGUCUCAAUCUAGUUUGUAUUAUUGAUGAUCGUGGUGAAGUAUGGGAUUGGUCGCCUAAUUUAAUUCAUGUUAAACCUUAUCGCUUCUUUCCAGAUAUUGGUGAUAUUAAUGCUUUUCCAUGGUCAUUACAAUCAUCAUCAUCAUCAUCACCAUCGCCGUUGUCAUCAAUGCCUACUUCAUCAUUAUCAUCUACAACAACAACAACAACACCUACAACAACUACUACUACUACCACUAGUAUAAGUAGUAUAUCAACCACAACAUCGACUGUCACAGAAUCCUCCUCAGUAUCUCAAUCAAAUUGUUCAGAUGUCAAUCUUAUAGAUAAAUCUAAUGAAAAAUCCAAUUCACAAUUGAAUUCAACUAAUGAGAAUCAAGAAACAAUAGAAAUGAAUUCAACUAACAAUGAUGACAAUACUACUGCUACUACUGCUGGUACACGUGACAUUAGAACUAAUGAAGAACCAAUUGGUUGUACAUUGGAUAUAACUAAUAUUACUACUGUAAAUAAUAAUCCUGUGGAAAUUUGUCAACUGCCAUCAACUCAAGCAAACAUGACAAUCGAUCUAUCUGAUCAACCCACUGCUAAUAUUUGCGACUCUACUGACAAUACUACUACUAACACUACUACUAACAAUAAUUCUACUACUAUCGCUACCAUUAUUACUGAUAAUGAAGUUCAAUUUACUUCUACUGAAGAAGAGAUUAACAAUGAUAAUGAUAAUAAUACUAAUACUAAUGAUUUAUCAUCUAAAAUCAAAGAGAUCGAAUUAGAAAUGGAUGCUGAAGAUGAAGAUUAUUUAUUACGUUUACAAGAGAUUCUAUUAAGAAUUCAUAGAAAUUAUUUUAAAACUUAUGAUUUAUGGCAAGCACAUCAUCAACAACAACGUCAAACAACAACAACAACACUGAUGACAAAAUCUCAAGAGAAUAAACAUAGCGAUCAUUCAAUAAACCAUUCAUCUACUACAAUGAAUAAUAUAUCCCGUAAAAAUCUCUUCUCCUCAACAAACUCAUCUGGCGCCGCCGUAGAUACACUGUCCACAUAUUUACCGCAUGUAUCUGAUAUUAUAGCUAAAUUACGCAAAACUGUACUUGGUCCCAGUUGUCAUAUUACAUUGUCUGGUUUAUCACCUGCACAUUUUCCUGCUGAUCAAUGUUUAGCUGGUCGAAUUGUACGCAGUUUAGGUGGUAUAUUACAUGCCAGUUUAAGAUUACCUUCUAUUUGUGAUCAGUCAAAUGGGAAUGCUGAUAAUAACAAUUUGGAUAAUGAUACUACUACUACUACUAACAACAAUAAUAUGAGUAGUAAUAGUAGUACACCUCUGUCAAUUAACAGUCUCGAUGCAAAAUCACAUUCACAUCCUCUUCCUGCUGCUACUAGUACUACUACUACUCAUCAUCAUCAUCAUCAUCAUUAUACAACACAUUUAAUUGCUUGUCGUCGAGGUACCGAAAAAGUACAUGCUGCAUUAAACUAUCUCAAAUUGAAUAAUAAUAAUAGCAGUAGCAGCAAUAAUAAUCAUAAUUUGCCUUCACAUUCAUCACUUCAUCUUAUUUCACCAAAAUGGUUAUGGUCAUGUCAUUAUCAUUGGAAUCAUGUGAAUGAAUCAAAUUAUCCAUUAAAUCAAGAUUAUCAUCCAAGUGAUUUUGAUCCAGCUAUUGAACCAAUUCCUGGUACUAUACGAUAUGCUAGACGUAUGCGUCGACAUUAUCAACAUCAUCCGGAUCAACAACAACAACAACAACAACAUUCUUCUCAUAAUAAGAAUGAUGAUCAUCGUUCACGUCACCAUCAUCGUCAUGGUCAUCGCCAUCGUCAUCAUGAACAUCGUGCACAUCAUCGCCAUCAUCAUCAGCAUCAUCAUACUCAUACUCACCAUACUCAUAAACAUCAUCAUCAAUCCAUAGUAUUGCCUAAUAUUAAUGAUGAUAUUGAACAGAAAAUACCUCCGCUUGAUCCAAGUGUAGUUCGUUCUGCUUUGGAUUCCAUUCGUACAGAACGAGAAAAUGAUCGUAAAAAGCGUAAAUUGAAAAAAAGAUCAAAAAAUAAAAAAUCUCACAAACGAUCUCGUCAUGAUGCAGAUGGUGAUGGUGAACAUGAGAAGAAUAUUUCAUUGAUUGAUAAUGUAACUACAAAUGAUCAAACUGAAUUAUUAUCUGGAAAUGAAAGUUCAUCAUCAUCUCCAUCAUUGAAAUCCGAUUCUUCCAUAGAAUCCGAUCAUCAUCAGCAACCGCCAAAUAAACAACCAACUGAAUCACCGUCAUCAUCAUCAUUAUCACCAUCCAUGGAUGAUGAUUAUACAAGCCAUGAAAAUGUUAGUUCAUCAGUUAAUUCCAAAUUAGCAUGUUUAUUCAAUGAAACAUUGUGUGAUCAUCACAAGGAAAUUGAUUGUUUUGAUAGUGAUACUACUACUACUAAUAGUGAAAAUUGUAAUCUAUGUAAUUUUAAUAAACUAAUCAAUAAAAAUCCAAUCAAGCCGCCUGAUUCAUGUGUUACUGAGAUUAAAGAUGAAGGUGAUCAAGAUUUUAAUGAAUAUCCAGCAGUAGAAAAUUUCAUGGAAUUCGACCACCACGAGCACGAGCACAACGACGACGGCGAUGACGAUAAUCAUAAUAAUAAUGAUGAUGAAGCGGGAGGAGGAGGAGGAGAGAGAAAAGAAGUAAGAGAGGCCAGAGAAAAUACAAGGCAUUAUGAUGGAGACACUGAAAAAGAUGAUGAUGAUGAUGAUGCCGAAGAGGAGGAAGAGGAUGAGGAGUAUUCUGAUUUGAUCAAUGAACAAACUGAAGCCGAUAUCGACGACGAGGAGGAUGAUGAAGAAGAAGUUCAAGUUCAGCUGAGUGACUAUUUGCCGCCUCCAACAACUUUAGUGCUAGCUGAUAAUCCUUUGAUGCAUUUACCUCCAGAUGCAACUAGUAAAAUGCUCGCUGAAAUUGAAGAUGCUGUUUUAGAAGAAGUAACUGAAAAAGCUACAUCUGUUCCUCGAGAAGCUGAACUCUAUGAUCCAGCUGUAGAUAGUUUCAAUGAUCUUUCAUCAACUGACUCUUCGUCGGACAAUCAAACUUCCAUGAUUGAAUUAACUAAAUUUCAUAAAUCACAUAUUUCCACAAAUGAAUUACCGAAAAAUCCAAUCGAAUGUGAUCGUAAAACAUUAAAUUGGCAGGUACAAAGAGAAUUACUUGUACGUAGACGUUAUCGUGCAUCACCUGUGGAAACAACUAAAAUUGAUCGAAAAAUUCAUCGUCUAGAUCAACGUUUUCGUAGAGCAAGUCGACGUCGACGUUCAUGUGAUGAUCUAUUGAUAUUUGAACCAAUCAAGCCAUUGAACAGUAACAAUGAUAAUUUCUUUAAUGAAUCUGACAGUGAUUGUGAUUCAUAUGAUGCUGAUUAUCCAAAAGGUUGGGGUCCUGAUGAACAACACGUUCGUAAAGUUUCAAGUCGUAAACAUUGGCUUAUUGAUUCACAUCAUCAUCAUAAAUCUCUUCGUUUAUCUGUUUCACCAGCCAUUCACUCUGAUCCUGAACCAAAUAUGAAUUGGUGGAUACAACAAGAUACAGAAGACGCUGAAACUAAAGAAUGGAACACAUGUCCUGAAGGUUAUGAUUAUGCUGAUGCUGAACGUACACGUGAAAUACUUUAUAAUUCACGACGUGAUAGAUAUAAAUCAUGUAAGAAAUAUACUAGAAAUAAUCAUAAUAAGAAGCAUACAACUUAUCCAAACCGUGGUCAUGGUAAUUUAUUAACACGAUGUCUAUUCGGUGCAGAUGAUAAUCCUGAAGAUGUUGUCAAUCAAUCAAGUAGUGCAGACGAUGACGACGAAGAUGAUGAGGAUGUGGGAGAUGUGAUAGGUCCAGUGUCCGACGUAUCGAUCGGUGAAGAUUCCGUGGAAUUAGGCAAUGAUGAUGAAGAUGAUGACGACGAUGAUGAAGAUCUCACUGAUUAA
Molecule: messenger RNA, 4725 nt
Organism: Schistosoma turkestanicum
Lineage: Eukaryota; Metazoa; Platyhelminthes; Trematoda; Strigeidida; Schistosomatidae
Source: the annotation of a GenBank genome assembly